Messenger RNA from Monopterus albus (swamp eel), 1442 nucleotides. RefSeq names its product zinc finger protein 414 (gene znf414). The transcript has 5 exons. Bases 112 to 1098 code for a protein of 328 amino acids. NCBI's taxonomy places the organism in Eukaryota, Metazoa, Chordata, Actinopteri, Synbranchiformes, Synbranchidae. The record is from RefSeq and is a predicted model, not a curated record.
UUGUAACACAAGCAAGACCGGGUCCUGCCGGCCGGAUGUGACGUCAAGAUCGCGGCUGGUCAUCGCGAGCUCUGUUGUCUCUGUAGGGACCGAAGACAAGUGUCUCCGUUUAUGAUGGAUUCAGGAAAUACAGUGUUGCAGACGGCUGAAAAUGGAAACGGAGGAAACAAGAGAACAACGUGUCCGCUACACGGCUGCAAACGAGUGUACACAGACAUGAGCGCCCUGGAAAGCCACAUCAAGGACCAUGAGAUCCCAGCCGAGUCCCUUCCUGGAAAGGUGUUGCUGUGCUUCACUGCCGGCUGCAGCGGCUCCUUCCCCAACAUGCAGCAACUGAUGGAACAUAUGAGGCAUCACCACAAGCCCAACAUAUUUUUCCUGUGUGAGAGCUGUCGCACAAAGUUGCGAUCCUACCGCGGCCUCCUGACUCAUCUGCACACCUGUUCCAAAGUGCCGCGGGGAAAAACAAAGGCGACAGAAGCAACGGCCCCUCAGCCUGCUGCUGUGGUCAACACAAACACGCCCCCCACAGACCAGAAGCUCCCACAGCUGGAUUCAGCGUCUGCUUUCAAGCAACUGGCCUCUGAGAGCCAAAGCCCUCAUGCUUCCUUUCCGACCGCUGUUCUGCAGCCAGACUCUACUGCCCCUUUCAUCCUUGGGCCCCCCUUCUUGUCUCAGUCAGAGACCUCCCCUCAGCAGCUCACUUCUCAGCAGUUCCCAGAGGCAGCUCCCCAGUUUCCGCUCAGGAAUGGUGUCACCAAUCUGCCUCCACGUCUAAACACAGAUGACCCAGCGGCAGCUCCUGACCUGCCUGAUGCCCAGGAUCAGAAGCAGAUGCAGACUGUGUCGCCUGAGCCUGUCCGCCCGGCUCCAGGUUCAGUUCCUCACUCUCCCCCUGGUUCCUCAGCAGUCUGGAGGAAGAAUCAAGGAAUAACCUACAGCAGACGCAUCCUUUGGGAGCACACAAAGGGGCGCUACACAUGUGUGCAGUGUGGCCACACCACAACCAACCGCAAGGAAAUGACUCAACACAUCAGCACUCAGCACAGUGGUAACAAACCUGCAGAGGAUACAGGGAGCUCUGCUACCAACACAUAGUGUAGAUACAGGAGGGCUCCGUCAGUCAGCUGGAUGCAUUUCAGAAGAAAAUGUCAUCUUUUUGUCCUCAAGAACUUGUCCUCUUUUGACAGAAGUUUGUUUCAAGUUUGACCCAACGCUGACGAUUUAGGUAAUUCCACAUUGAUUCUGGGUGAAGAACCGGCAGCAGAGAGUCAGUGAUUAUGUGGUGGUGGUUAGCGGACACGUGACAAUGUUUUGUCCAUUUGCCUAGUUACACAUGUUGACUACAUUGAACAGCAGACUGUUCUCUCACAUUUGAAACCAUUAAAUAAAUCUUAGCAAGGCUGCAAAUGUCAGGUGAAAAUGAUUUUUUGUCUGUGUCU